Wyeomyia smithii (pitcher-plant mosquito) is the source of this 1812-nucleotide messenger RNA. RefSeq lists its product as uncharacterized. The transcript is spliced from 3 exons. NCBI's taxonomy places the organism in Eukaryota, Metazoa, Arthropoda, Insecta, Diptera, Culicidae. The record is from RefSeq and is a predicted model, not a curated record. The coding region runs from base 1 to 1812 and encodes 603 amino acids.
AUGUAUCGGUAUUCCACUAUCAGUCCCCCUGAAAAUUGCUUCCGUUUGCCUACUAAAUUGUCCUGGUUGAACAGUCACACCCUGACGAGCAUUCCCGGUGCUGUGAUGAAUGCAGUGCUUCUUCCUGGAAAACUUAAUGUGUGUCAUGGAAACGCCCAAAGUAUUUGUGCAAGACGAUCAGCUAAACUUGACGAAGUGAAAAAUCUGCUACAAGGAUCUAAGCAUGAUCUGAUUUUUGGCUCCCUGGAUUUUGACACUUCGCCUGAAACGACGACUCAGACAUACCGUGAUUACGUUAAUUUCGACGCAUUGACCCUGCAAAACGCCGUACUUUCCGUUGUCUGGGAUGAAAUGUACUCCAUAAACGAUCCAAACAUAUUACUUGAUACCUUCAAUAGUCAUCUCAGACGUAUUCAUGAUCAGUGCAUACCACUCCGAACAAGAUGUAAACGUCAGCGAACCAACCAGUGGUUUGACCAUGAUAUAAGAAAGUCAAUACUGGAGCGUGAUCUGGCUUACAACGAUUGGUUGAAUGCUCCGGCGGAUUCGAAGACGCUAGCUAAACAGCGAUAUAAAGCAUUCAGGAACCGUACCAACGCUUUAAUCAAGGAUGCCAAAGCACGUUUCUUGCACGACCACCUGGACGAUAGAAUACUGCCUAAUGUUCUCUGGAAGCGAAUUCAGCAACUUGGUGUAGGCAAAGAGCAGGUGCCAGUUGACUGUGAUUUUGAUCCCAAUGAAAUUAACCGGAUAUUUCUUGCCAGCUACACGGAUAACUCGCCUCGGCGACCACGCUAUUUUGAAAACGCUUCCUCUCACAGUUUUUCGUUCCGGACAUUCGAAGAUUUGGAAAUUGUCAACGCAAUAUGGGACAUUAAGUCAAAUGCAACAGGUAUCGAUGGAUUGCCCACAAGUUUCAUUAAAAUCGUUCUUCCUUUGCUCUUGCAACAAUUCACCUAUAUUUUUAAUGCUAUCAUUGAGUCUGCAACUUUUCCUGAAGUCUGGAAGCAAGCAAAGAUACUUCCACUUCGGAAAAAGCCUCAUGUUCAUGCUUUAACGAAUCUGAGACCGAUAAGUAUUUUGUGCGCGAUGUCUAGAGUUUUUGAAAAACUAUUGAAGAAGCAAAUGACAACGUUUAUUACUGCGAAUCGUUUACUGUCGGAUUGUCAAGCUGGCUUUCGUAAAGGUCACAGCAUCAAGACAGCGACCCUACGUGUAUAUGAUGAUUUAGCAGCAGCAAUCGACAAAAAGGGAACCGCCAUACUGCUUCUUCUAGAUUUCUCCAAGGCUUUCGAUACGAUUUCGCACCAUAAGCUAUGCUCAAAACUGGUAACUAACUUUAACUUCUCGCCUAGUGCAGUUAAUCUCGUAGAGUCGUAUCUCCUAGGAAGGACGCAAACAGUUUUCUGCGGUGAACAUUGCUUUGAAAUUGGAGAGGUAACUUCUGGCGUGCCACAGGGUUCCGUGAUUGGUCCUUUGUUAUUUUGCUGCUAUAUCAACGAUCUCCCAACGGUGCUAAGAUGGUGCUCGGUGCAAAUCUACGCAGAUGAUGUGCAACUAUGCAUUAGGCGUUUUGGACCUUCUGCUCACGAGUUAGUAAGAAUGGUGAAUGAAGAUCUGACACGAGUUGCCGAAUGGUCUGACCGUAAUGAACUUCACAUAAACCAAACAAAGAGUGAGGCAAUAUUUGUUAAAGGCUGCCGACGUAACACGGUUUCUAGUAGUUCGCUGCCUGCUAUCGUCAUGAAGGGACAAACUAUCGAAUGGGUUGAAAAAGCUGUGAACCUUGUUACGUGUUUCAAGCUGAUUUAG